Molecule: messenger RNA, 2616 nt
Organism: Anarrhichthys ocellatus (wolf-eel)
Lineage: Eukaryota; Metazoa; Chordata; Actinopteri; Perciformes; Anarhichadidae
Gene: ptcd1
Product: pentatricopeptide repeat domain 1
Exons: 8
Coding region: 102-2249 (715 amino acids)
Biological process (GO): tRNA 3'-end processing
Cellular component (GO): mitochondrial matrix
Molecular function (GO): protein binding; tRNA binding
Source: RefSeq, a predicted model, not a curated record
UCGUGCGCACAACAUGACAGAAGCUACGCAGCUACCCUAAAACUAGCGUUGUAAAUUUAAUUGGCUUGUAGUUAGCUGAUGUUAGAUUAAAAUUGCUAAAUAUGUUAACGUCCGUCGCCUGUUUGUGUGCGCGAAACGGCAGGAAAGUCUCGGCCCCUGUAGCUAAAUUGUCCCUGUUUUCAACGGUUAAAAACUCAAACGGGACCCUGAAUCUGACACAAGAUGUGUCACGAUAUCGGCCCUCCGGGCUCGUCCUCACACCGACUCCCUGGCAGCUGCUAUCCGCCAGAUCUGUGUCCCUAUCGGCUGCUUCCCAUGGGGGUGCAGACCCUCUGGACUCCCCUUCAGCCCCAGCUGGAAACAACCCACCAGACCGGGAGAACUUCGGUUCCUUUUCCACCGACAUGUCCUCCAGGAGGACAUUCAGGAAAACCAGCCCAUACAUCCAGGACCUGCGGCACCGAGACGAGGAUGAGGACCCAGUGAAACCCCGCAAGAGGCCCGGGAGGAGCAACACACCGUACUGGUACUUCUUACAGUGCAAGAAGCUGAUCAAAGACAACAAGCUGCAGGAGGCUUUGGACGUGUUCACCAGAGACAUGCUGGAGGGAGAGAGGCUGCAGCCGGAGGAGUACAACUUCACUGUGCUGAUCGGAGGCUGUGGUCGAGCUGGACAACUGAAGAAGGCCUUCAGACUCUACAAUGAUAUGAAGAAGCGAGGUCUAGAGGCCACAGAUGCCACCUACACCGCGCUGUUCAAUGCCUGCGCCGAGUCGCCAUCCAAACAAGCCGGUCUCCAGCAAGCGUUGAAGUUGGAGCAAGAGCUCCGUCGCAAAAACUACCCACUCAGCACCAUCACGUACCACGCCCUCCUCAAGACGCACGCCAUCACCAACCACCUGCAGGCCUGUAUUCACACGCUCAGGGAGAUGCUGCAGAACGGCCAUGCUGUAACACAGGAGACGUUUCACUACCUGCUGAUGGGCUGUUUGAAGGACAAACAAACUGGAUUCAGACUGGCUUUACAGGUGUGGCGCCAGAUGCUGAGGUCCGGGAUUCAUCCAGACUCAAAGAACUAUAACCUGCUCUUGCGAACUGCCAGAGAUUGUGGGAUUGGCGAUCCCGCCCUGGCCAGUGGCGUGCUGCUGAGGCCCGACCGGAAGUACGAGAGGGAACGUGUGUCCCGUGUAAAGUCAGAGUCUGGACGCAAAGAUGUAAUAGACGUUGACCUCCUGGAGAGGCAGUUGUUUAUCCAACCUGACCCACACAAUGACAGUCAGCGGGACAGCAGAGGCAGUGAGGAGGAGUCCCCCAUUAAAGACUCAGCCCAUUUGGUGCCAGUCAGACAAAUAGAAACCGCCUCACUGCCCGUUGACGUGGCAGGUGAUUCUACAGCCCCUAACCUGCUGGACCUUUUUGAGGGUAAGAGGGGGGGUGUGGUCUCCCUCGGCACCGUGGAUGGAGCGUCAGAUAGGCUCGCCCUCAUCGGAGGAGCUGGAGGAUUCCUGGAGAAGAUGGCAGCUAACGGACUCAGUCCGGACAUCAAAACGGUGACCCUGCUGGCCGACACGAUGGAGCCGGGAUACCAGUCUCUGCAGACGUUGCUGAAGGUUUCCAAGCUGCACAAAGUGAAGCUAGACGUUGCGUUCUUCAACACUGCGAUUCGCAGAGCAGCCAGAGCGGGUGACCUGGAGGAGGCAAAGGCUGUGUUGAGCGUGAUGCGACAGCGCCACGUGAACGUGGACGUGCAGACAUUUGGAAGUCUGGCGUUGGGCUGUGAGCGGCAGCAGGACGGGCUGCAGCUGCUGAAAGACAUGGAGGAGGCGGGACUUAGGCCUAACGUCAAGGUGUUCUCUGCUCUGAUUGGCCGAGCAACUCGAAGACUGGAUUUUGUUUACCUAAAAACAAUGCUGAAAAGCAUGAGCACCAUGAGUGUGUGGCCUAAUGAGGUCAUCAUCAGACAGCUGGAGUUUGCCUCACAGUACCCUCCCAACUAUAACCAGUACAAGUCCAGAAACAACUACCUGCUCCAAAUCGAUGGGUUCCGUGGUUUCUACCAGCAGUGGCUGAAAGACAUGCCGGCUCAAAGCGCUGAGGACGAUCAGGCGGAGCUGCAGUCUGAGACGGACACUGAAGAGCUGAACACAGAAGCUGCAGAUGGACUCACAGCGACCCAAAGAAACCAGAGAGCAGCAGCGAGGAGAUACAAGCCUCACAACAAGGACAAGAGAAGCAGCUCUGCUCUCUAACAGCACUCCUUCCUCUCUCUACUUGAUCCUCUGUUGGUCUGUUUGCAUUCAGCUGUGUAACUCUGGAUGGACUUCAGAUCAGGGUAGUAGCUCGUGGACCUUCCUUCAGUUAACUUAUUGCAGAUGCAUUUUUCUCUACAGAUCGAAAUUAAUGUAAUUUAUAUUGCAAUUAAAGUAAAAAUUCAAGUUUGAAACCCAAAUCUCGACUUAGUUUUCUAUUGUGAUGUGUUUUAUUUUGAAACCACAAUUUUAGGGUAAUUUGCUGAGUAAUCGAUGGACUUGACUGAUCAUUUGCAAUUAGUGUAAAAAUGCACAAUCGCAUGCAAGAUGCACAUUGUGUGCUGGUCUUUAUUUAUAUUUGAAUCCA